Penicillium macrosclerotiorum is the source of this 516-nucleotide messenger RNA. Its product is annotated as DUF1993 domain-containing protein. Lineage: Eukaryota; Fungi; Ascomycota; Eurotiomycetes; Eurotiales; Aspergillaceae. The coding region runs from base 1 to 516 and encodes 171 amino acids. The transcript has a single exon. The record is from RefSeq and is a predicted model, not a curated record.
AUGGCGUACAGUGUUUACGACAGCGCCAUUGCAGUGACUCAGAGCCUCCUGCGGACCCUGUCCCACAUCCUCCACACGGCGGAGCAGAGCCCAAAUGCUAGCACGAUCCUCGAGUCCCGCCUCAUUGAGGACAUGUAUCCCGUGCCCGAUCAAGUAAGGCUAGCGACGCAAUACUCGGAGUUUCUGGUCGCCCGAUUGAUGGGGCGAGAGCCGGUCACUUUCAGCGGCAACCCGACGACCUUUGCCGAAUGCUACCAGCGUAUUGACACGGUACUGCAAUCGCUCAGCGAGGCUGACCGGGACGUCGUCACCCAGCACGGCGAUGCGGUUGCACCGACAAAUCUGGGGCCGCAAGGAACCGUUGAGAUGAGUGGCGCGGCCUACGCGCACACAGUGGUCUUGCCCAAUAUCUACUUCCACCUCAACACGGCAUAUGGCAUUCUGCGGAAGGCUGGGAUUCCGCUAGGCAAGAAAGACUAUUACGUCGGGUUCUUUCCAAGCUUGAACAAUCAAUAG